GCUUUACUUGUUUUGAUAGAGCUGCAGCCCUAACAAACCAAAUUCCUAUAAUUUAAUGUAGAGCUACUUUCAGUUGUUUAAGACUGUGGGUUCAAAAUUUACCGGAAUUCAACUGUAAACAGUUGUUGAUUGACAUCGAAAUCUUCAAUUUUCCGGAGUUCAAAAUUCCGUUGCCUUCAUUUCUACUCUCUCUCUCUCUCUCUCUCUCUCUCUCUCUCUCUCUCUCUCUGCCGUGUAAACUACGGUUUCUCUUUCUUCUCACCGCGAUCUGGCUCUAAUCCCUGUAAAUUCCACUCCGAAUUGCUUCGCAUUUUGAAGUUGGAGCUCUGAUACUAAAAAACCAUGGCCGAUUCUUCAAACGAGUCAUUAACUCCAUCACGGGGGUGGGGAGGAUGGGGCGCCUCUGCUUUCUCCGUGUUCUCUGAUUUUCAAAAGGCCGCUGCUGAAGCUGCAGGAGAGAUCUCACGAAAUGCUGUUGAAGCUGCCAAAAAUGCUGCCAAAGAUAUUUCAGAUCUUCAGAAUGAAGUUAAAAAAGGUUCAGAAUCUGACAAGGAAGAGAAAGAAUCUGAGAAAGUGGAAACUGAAGAAGUUCCGGAAACAGAGGAGGAUAAGCGGCGAAGAUCUGCCUUGGAUAAGUUGGAGAAAGCAAGUGAAGAUACCCUAUUGGGGCAGGGUCUUAAGGCGUUUGACCAUUCAGUGGAAAAUAUUGCAUCUGGGGCAUGGCAAGCAUUUGGUAAUGCUUGGAAAGGGGGCUCCAGUUUGGUCCACAAGCUUGAGAAUUCUGCAGCAAACCUUGCUGAUUCCAUCCAAAAAGGUGGUCUGCCUGGAAAAGCUGGCUCCAUUGCUCCAUCUCUAGUGGAGACUGGAAAGGCAUUGACAGCUAAAGGAAUCCAAGUGCUUGAAUAUGUUGGGAAGGAAACUAUGGACCUACUGAUUACAGAGACUGGUUUUGAAGUCGAGAAGGAUCCAAAGGAAGCUGAGGAAAAAGUUGAAGAAGAGGAGUUCGCUGAAGAGGUUACAUUUGACCGAUGUUUUUACAUUUAUGGUGGUCCAGAGCAGCUUGAGGAACUGGAAGCUUUGUCAAACCAUCAUGCAUUAUUAUUCAACCGUAGAAAAGCCAAGUUAUCAUCUGAGCAGAAGUCCUCUUUUGAUGGAAAUCUUAAACAAGUACAACAGACUUUAACUUUGAGUAGUGAAAGUGAUGGAAAUGGCUUGGAUCAUGAUAAAGGCAAGUAUGUUGACACCGUAGAAGUGGGUGGCGGCAAUGAGAUGCAAAGUCUUUGCACUGCUAGUGUGAGCAAAGCUGCAGAGAUGGCUGCAGGGUUUGCGGCAGCACUUGGUGGACUUGCUGCAAAUGAAAUACUUCAACGAACUUCUGACAGGCUUGAAUCCAUCCAUUCUGAGGGAAUCCAUAGGCUUUCUGAACUUUGUUGCUUUGGGGUAUCUCAGCUUUUGAUGCUUGGGAAAUCAGUCCUCUCAAGUUCAGCAAAAUCACGUGAUGAUGAAAUAGAAGAGGAGGAAAGCUUGAAGAUAGAGUGGCCAGAUGACUCAGUAUCUAAAGCAAAGAUCAUUAGAUUGAGGGCUCAGUCUAUGACUGGAGAUGUAGAAGCCGUUUCCAACAGUUUUAUUACAGGAAUAUCAGAUGUUGUUGGGGCCUUCCAAGAGGCAAUUAAAAGUGCAUCAGCUGAUGGCCCAGAAGCUCUUCCAGAACAUGCCUCAAUUCACAAGAAAGCAGAUGCCAUUUCUACCCACCUUCGAAAUGACAGAACCAUGGCCAUAAGCAAGAUUCAGGAUGGGCUCCACUACUUGCCCUUUGUAGUCAUUUCUGCCUCCACGUGAACAUGUAAAAAUUUGGCAAAGGUGAAAAAAUAGUGCCAAAAAAAUGGGUAGAGCUCAUUUUUUCAUAGCACAUUUGAUUUUUUUCAACACUAAUACGACCUUUUACUGAUGUUUGUAUAGAUUUCCUGCAUUUGUUGGAAAAAUUUAUAUUGUUCAUUGUCUAUAGAUGGACUUAAAACUUUGGAUAUCA
Molecule: messenger RNA, 2029 nt
Organism: Amborella trichopoda
Lineage: Eukaryota; Viridiplantae; Streptophyta; Magnoliopsida; Amborellales; Amborellaceae
Product: BAT2 domain protein
Source: RefSeq, a predicted model, not a curated record